Molecule: messenger RNA, 2000 nt
Organism: Botrytis sinoallii
Lineage: Eukaryota; Fungi; Ascomycota; Leotiomycetes; Helotiales; Sclerotiniaceae
Exons: 2
Coding region: 349-1263 (304 amino acids)
Biological process (GO): protein transport to vacuole involved in ubiquitin-dependent protein catabolic process via the multivesicular body sorting pathway; protein targeting to vacuole
Cellular component (GO): ESCRT-0 complex
Molecular function (GO): ubiquitin binding; metal ion binding; phosphatidylinositol-3-phosphate binding
Source: RefSeq, a predicted model, not a curated record
CAUUCAUAUGCCAUGAUCAUUCAUCAACCAUCAAUCGAAUAUAAUUGUGGUUAUUAAUCAUCCAAACAUCAUUUCUCAAUAAUCGAAUUGGGAAGUUGCUUCGAUAAGAACUUUCCGAAGAAGGCUUUACAAGAAUAGUAAGGCCUACGAUAACCGCAUCGUCAACCUACUCUCUCCUAUUUCUAGGAGGCGCACAAUAGCAUCGCCGCCGUUCGGUCGCUGUCACUGUCACCUUGGGUCGCUUUCACCGAUAAGAGUUGGAAAAGCAACAUUUCAUCAAUCCCUCUCACCCUUUUCUCUCCUCCACCAAUCCUUAACUCUCAUAUCACAAAGUGAGAGUGAAAUUCCAUGUUCUUCGAAACAAAUCGACAGACUCCCUACCCUCCUCCUACUACCACUUACGACUUCACAUCAGAGAAAUCGAGAGUGAUGUCUACCGAUUUCGCAAUGCCGGUUCAACAAUUCACGGCUUCCCCUUCUCAAUAUACUCUCUACAACAGCCAACAAAUCUCUCCAACAAAUACCACCCCGCCAACUCCAAAUAAUGCUUCUCCCACUUCACCAAGAAACGGACUUCCAAAUUAUUUACCAGCGCACACUAGACAGUUGCGACCACCCAAGUCACCAUUGUAUGUGCCAGCGGUUUUGCGACCAACAGAUCCACCCAGGAGAAUGAUGAAGCCAUCACCACUUACUCCACCACAAAGUAUGCAUAGCAGCUUUGAUGAUUUGGAGAGCGCAACAACAUUGACUAGAAGAUCGACUGGAGAUAGUGGAAAAUUUGGCUUGGGCGCAAUAACUGAAUCUGAAUGGAGUGUCGAGGGCCUUGGAAAGGUAACCGCAAUGCCAACAAGAAAUCACUGGAAGCCUGAUGCCGAAUCCUCCAUCUGCGAUGAGACUACUUGCACAAAAUACUUCACCUACUUCACAAGGCGCCAUCAUUGUCGGCGCUGUGGAAACAUUUUCUGCGAUCAACACUCUGGUUAUUCAAUUCCUCUUGAUCAAGACGCCAACUACCACCCAAAGGGCACUCAAAGCCGUUCCUGCGAACACUGCUGGCACGAGUAUAGAAGCUGGUCCAUUGCACGAUCCAGUCGUUCCAACAGCGAAAGCUCUCAAGACGAACCCAGAACUCCCACUACUCCAGUCGUUAAUUGUGCCAGAGGUAGAGUUGUCGACAAUCUCAUUGGCCAACAACUGAAAGGUCCACCCGAGAGUCUUCCAGCAAGUGUCCCAAGAGAUUGGCACUGGAGUACCUUUUAGAUGAAUCCUGGAACGUUACAUAUAUACUUGGACGUUUACGAAUUCUACGAAUUCCCUUCCUUUUUGAUACCACAAUUACGAUAAGAAACGGCCUAUUUGAGAGAAAGAUGUAUGAACACACAAUAAUUUUCAACCAACAUUGGCAGACAUGUCUUCAACAAUUUAAUGUUUGCUGCGAGUCGAAUUUAGCGUUGCUAUCGCCUGCUUUCAUCGCGUUGAAUACCCAAAGAUCCAGCUUACUUUUCGAUCGGCUUUGAACUAGGCCUUUGUGCCAGAGCAAUAUACUAUUGCUUGCAUAUCUUUUGAUUUUUUCAUUGGGGAUUUUGUUUUUGGCAAAGAUCUUCAUACAUAUUACAUUUUAGACUAAUUGUCUUUUUGCUUUUUUUGCGUUCGCAGUUGCUUUAGCGUGUGGUUUUUUGGUUGAUGCAAUACAAUGGGACGUCUAUAUAUCAUCUAGACUUUGAUAUUGGCGAAUGAUGGAAGAUUGGGUGUUUGAUGGAAUGGAUCCAUUAUUCUAAUGGAUGGCGUAUUGGGAAUGAUAUGAUCACGGUCAUGGACUUAUGGGAAUGGGAAUGGGAUUGAUGAUUGAAGAUCGAGGAAUGGGAUGGAUGGGGUGUUUUGAAAUGACGAGAGAAGAUGAGAAAUAUAAGGAUUGAAUUGCUGGCCAUAUGUUUCUUGUCAUAGGGUUAGAUUAGAUAUCAUAACUUUGCUACAAUGAAAGUUUGAAGAUUCAAAGA